This is a messenger RNA of Gryllus bimaculatus (two-spotted cricket), 5413 nucleotides long. The record is from the annotation of a GenBank genome assembly. NCBI's taxonomy places the organism in Eukaryota, Metazoa, Arthropoda, Insecta, Orthoptera, Gryllidae.
GUGUAGUACAAUCCCUUUAUUUUCACAUAUCAGUUUGAAAUUGGUUCGUGGAAUACACAGUGUCGCUACCUUCCGGUAGGUUAGCUUACUGAAGUGCGCAUGUGGGACAUCGUUUGUCUUGUAGUCGUGUGACCAGCGUCUGACAGCCACCGGAUAAAUGCCAGAUGAAGCGACUGAGGCACGUCGGAUACAGCUUUCUUCGUAAACAGCGAAGAUGGCUUGUAUUUUUGUGUUAGGAUAUUUAAAAGUUAAAACAUUUCCAUUACCAUAACCGAAUUUUUAGUUAUCUACGCUUUUACCUUGUAAGGUUCUUUCAAUCCUGUGCUAUGACAAUUUUAAUGUACCAAAUUCUAUUCAGAUGUGUACCUCUUGACUAAGCCACGAAUAAUGAAAACUGCAACUGGAAUAUUAAAUUUGUCUGCCGGGGUUGGAAUGGAAGAUUUACUAAUCUUAAUCUGGUGUAGUGUGUCUGGAUAGUGCGAGAAUUCUCAGAUCCUGUAAACUCAUGAGUGUUGAGAUCAUGUGUUCGAUUGGCCGUGUGUUGUGUGAAGUAUAAUGUUUCUCUUAGCCGUUCUCGCCUUGUGGCAACCUUCUACGAUUAAAUGUCAAGGCUAUACGAUGAGAGACACUCUACGAACAAGAGUAGAUGUAAAAUGAUGUUUCGCAUGUGGGGUGUGGAUGAGACAUUGAAAGUUAAUGUCGAACGGUUUCGUGACGAGAACGUCUGCACGAGGCGCGUGAAAGAAUCUGUAAUAUGUAUAUCUGGCAAAUUUAUUAUUUUAAAGAACUUUCUUUUUACCAAGUGUUCAUUUCAUCUGGUGCAGUUAAUGUAAAUACAAUUUGUCGUAUCCGAAGAUGGCUGGUACGCUAGAACAUUCAGAGAAUUUCGGUGAAGAUCAAAGUUCAAUUUGUGAAGAGGAAAGAGUUCGAAAGUUGUUUCAAGCCUGUGAUGGAGAUGGAGAUGGUUUUAUUGACAGCCAGGACCUGCGCAACAUGUGCCGCGAGCUGAACCUGGAGCACUCGCUGGAGGAGCUGAUGCGCGAGCUGGGCGCCGACGAGCUGGGCCGCGUCUCCUUCGAGGAGUUUCUGCGCUGCCGCCUGGCGCUGCGCCCGGAGGUGGACGCCGCCCCGCCACGCCCCGCGCCCCUGCCCGGCCCCGCCCGCAGCCGCCGCGCCGCGAUGCGCCAACCAGCCGUCCCGCCGCCGCCUCUGGAGCCGCCGCCGGCGCCCGCCGCGCCCGCGCCGCCGCCGCCGCCCCACCACCAGCAGCAGCAGCUGCAGAGGCACCGCGCCACGCCGGAGUACCUGCCCACGGGCAGCGACCACAGCCUGGGUGCGGCAUCUGCUGGAAAGCAUGAGAGCUGGGAGUUUGAUUCCGGUGCUCGUGAUCUGAGUCCUGAGCCCCAUGCCUUGCAGAAGAUUGUGGAGGCUGCAGGAAGCUCCCUCGGAGCUGGGUCCUCUAGCGGCAUGUUUGAACUCGCUAACAAGCUUCACCUUGCUGCUCUUACAUCUUUAAAGGGAGAAAUUUUGGAUCUAUCAAAUCGGCUGCAUUCUGUAACUCAGGAAAGAGAUUUGUUAGAAGAACGACUCACCAAAGCCCAGGUAGAAGUUCAAGCUCAAAGAUAUGAAGAACGCAUUAAUGAACUUCAUUCGGUUAUUGCAGAGUUGCGUCGAAGUUUAGAACGACGAAGAGCUACUAGCAUACAAGAGGAUGAUGUGAUUUCAGAAAAUGCAGCUUUGCGCAAUGCUGUUGGUUCCACUGCAAAUCUUGCUGAGGCUGAACAACAUCAAGUUGGAUGUUACAAUGAUGAGACUCAGCAUCCUCCUGGAGAGUCUGCAGCAAAUGCUGACUCUUCGGAAAGGUGUGAGGAUGUGAUUCCUGGAGUUGGGGAUGCGGCUGACGUAGAGACCACUGCUGCCCAGGAAGCCUGCACAUUGACACCGCCUGGUAGCUGUUGCGAUGACAGUGCCCCUCUGGAAGAAGGAGAGAGAGGAGACUUCGGCAGAAAGAAACACAGAGGCAGAGGAUCCCCAGAAGCCCAUCUUCACCACCACCACCUGCGAGAGAGGUCGCUGCCGUCGAACGUUGUCACCUGCAGCCUCGCAGAGGAGUUAGCCAUGGCGUGUGGAUCUACUGGAAGUGGCCCAGACCAUGGGCGAUCUCCCAGAAAGGUGAGUCAUACUCCAGUAGCAGAGAGCUUAGUAAGUGAACUUCGAGCAGCUGAUGCUGCGGAACUUGCUCGUGGUGGGGAGUUAGCCGCUCGCCAUGAAGUAGAGAGAGAACAACUCUCAGCUCGUCUAGAACAUGCCAGAGCUCAGAAUCGGGUGCUGGCACUUGCUCUCGAGGAGAGCAGAGCGCAAAAUGAGCGCCUUAUUUUGCUGGUUGGGAAAUACGAAUCCAAUGCUACUGCUCUUCGGUUGGCUUUAGGCUAUAGUGAUCGUGCGAUUGAGGCAUACGAUGUUCUGGUUGCACUUCUUGAAAGUGAACUGGGGCUCCUUCUUGCCUCUUGCAGAUCUCUUGGCCUAGCGUCUUUUGGUCUCCAUGCAGCAGAUGCAGCUCCAUUUAACAAUGUGCUUGUUUCAGAGGAAGUCAGCCUUGAUGGGAUAGACAAGGCCUCCCUUCUGAAAAAAGCACGGGACAACCGGUACGCUGCGGAGACUGUUGCAAGGCAUGUGCUGGCACGGUUGGAGACGGUGGCUGUAGGAAUGCCUGCAGCACCUUGGGAAGACUAUUCUCAUGCAGCCAGUGAAGGUGAAUGGGGCCAAGCAGAAGAGAGAAGGCUCAGGGAUCACAUAGUGAGAUUGAAAACCGAAAGAGCAACAGUUCGAGGCACAGUUCUGGAGUUGGAAAGUUGCCAUGUGGAACCUCCUGGGGCAUGUGUGACUCUAGCGGAUGCCUGCAAGUUGGAUCUUGAAACGGCUGUGCUCAUGCAGGAAUUAAUGGCUGUGAGAGAAGAACGGGCUGAGUUAAGAGCACGGUUGUUCUUGAUGGAGAAAGACAAAGCAGCAUUAGAUUUGCGAUUGGGAGCUCAGGAAUUACAGUUGCAGCAACUCCAAGCACAACUGCAAGAUCUGCAACCAUCUACUCAUCAUCUGCACCAACGAAGUGGGAGUUUGGAGGGAGAACAAUCUUCACCAAGUGAAGAAGCGAGCCGACGUGAGGCACGUCUGAGAGAGCGAAUGCAAGGUCUAGUCGCCACAUUAGAAAAAGUUAGCAAAAAUUCUGAGAUGAGACAUCAGCAAUCUGCUGACUUGAUCAAUGAUCUGAAACAUGCUAACAGUGCUCUUCUUCAAACUCUUGAUCGAUCCAAAAAGAAGUACCAGUCUCGUAUUAAGAAAUUGGAACAAAGGAUGUUAGAUAUGGCAGAAAGACAUGCACAUGAGGUGCGAGGCUUGAAGCAGAGGGUAGCAGAUUUAGAGAAUGAGGUGGCGGUAGUGAGCAGAGCUGGGCACUGCACUGGCAUUGCUUCUGUUGGAGUCACAACUCACAGCUCCACGGCAAGCGAGACGUCUCUGUGAUGAGUGACAAAGUACAUAAAAUGUGGAUUUGAUAAUUAGUGAGCCUUUAAAUAGUUUUGUGGGGGAAGGGGCAGAAAUGCCCCAAGGAUCUUCCACUGCCUUUGUCUGGAGAAUACUGGUGACUCGGACACUAGCUUUAGCAAAGUGAGAUGUGAUUUGUUGGAACUGCCUAGUUCUUAUGAAGUUGCUGUGAUUUUCAGCUUAGCUUAUUAGUAAAAUGAACGUGUAAAGGAGCAUAGUUGCUGCAAAGUUGAUGUGUUGCCUGUACCACCUUUAAAUGUACUUACUACAUUAAUGAGUUGGUUGUGCCUUCUCAAUUUGCAAAAACCGGGCAACUUGUUAUGAUAUUGGCAUUAAGAUUAUGUAACGCGUGUAUUCUUACCAGCCUUAGCUUUUGGAAUUGUGGUUGCUAGCAUUGCUAGUAAACACCGCCCUACUCCAUUACAAUUUUUAUAAUCAUUAAAACAAAUUAAAAUCUGAACCUAGAUCAUUUCAAUGGGUGGUGUGUCUGUAGUGUCAUGUUGUCACUCUAUAAAAAUGCCUGAGAGAAAUUUGUAGAAGAAUUGUAGAAUUGUUGAAAUUCAUCUAUUUUACAAUGAUAUUCACUCAUAGUUGUGAGUGAACAUGAUAGAUUUGCAUCAGAAACUGGACUGCUUUAUUUUUGUUGUCUGAUUUUUUACCUAUUAUUUUUUUACUGUUGCAUUUAAUGUAAACUACUAAUUUUAAAACAAUUUUAUCUACCUAGAGUACUUUAUUGAAUUUAGAGUGUAUCUUGACCAAUACUUUUUUACCAAAUACAUUUAUUAUUUAACAUUAGUUAUGUUGUAAUUAUUAAAUUGUCUCUGAGCUAGAUCUAUCAUUUUGUAAUUGCAAAGACAAUUACAUACCUUACCUCAAUUAAUUGAUAAGUAAUAGUCUACCAGAGGUUGGAAGUUCGGGUACAAUAAAUGGAAAAGUGAUUGUGUGGACAAUAUCCAGGCUAAUAAAGCUUGAUUUAAUUUAUGCGACUUAUAAAUAUAGAGGUAUGAAAUUUAGAUUAUAUGUAAUAAAAAAUAUCUAUUAAAACAGAGACUAAGUUGCUAGAGAAUUUGGUGAUCAUAUUCUCCCAAUAUAUGUGAUAAUAAAUACAUUUGUUUGCCUUGUGGAUUGAGGUAAUUGUCAUUCUUAAAAAAAAGUGACAAUGCUUAGGAGAGACUUAAGAAAACUAACAGAAUUUGUAAGAGUAUUUUAAAAUAUUUUUAAUGUUAUAUGAUUAUUACUACUUGAUUAUUCACACAUUAUAUUCCAAGAGAUCAAAUCAUUUUUACCAGAUUUUGAUUUCUGGAAGUGCACAUAUAUUUUAAUUGUUUCUGUUUCCAUGUAGUUAAAAUUUUUGAUGGUAUAUUUAAGAUUUGUUACAGUUAACAUUUAAGCAGUUUCCAAUGCUUAUUCAUUGUGCAAAAGUUCUUCUAGUGAAAAGAAAUUUACUACUUCAAGGCUUGUCUUGUCUGACAAAAUUUUUGAAUGUAUUGAAAGGAAAUUACCCAACAUUGACCUGUUCUUUCAAAAAAUUUAGAGGCACCCUGUGCAUAAUGUUUGUUCCUCUAGCACACUAUCUUUACUCAUUAUAACUAGUCAUCACAUUUAUACUUUUCACCUGAAUUUUUCUUCUGGUUAUAGAUGUAUAUUGAAAUUGUGGGUGAAAAUCAGUAAAAUAUAAAAGCAAAAAUAAAUAUAGCUGUAAGCUUCUUACAAAGGGUUCAUUAGUGUUCAUUAGUUAGAAAUACAUCAUCUUUUUUUAUGUAUUUCAGUAGAAAUGGAAAUUGGUUUGCCAUUGAUAGAUUCAAUGUAAUUCAUAAAGAGACCAAGUGAGAAAUAACAUAACUUCUUUUUAAAAUUAUUUAGUUUUCAAUUC